AUGGUUGUACGCGCUCUUCUUAUCAUGGGAGCAGCCUACCUCCGUCGAAUUCGGGGGCUACCGAGAAUAAUUUAUAGAGUACCGAAGAAUUUACAGCCUCAGUUGAUAAAGGCCCCGGCACAAAAAUAUUCGUACUUCCGCAGUCCGAGGCUACUUAAAUACUUGCGCGGUUUUGCCGGUCGGGACUCAUUGGCAUCGAUCGUGCGGAAGUCCGUAACGGCAUCCAGCACUUACAAACGCCCUGGUAGCCUGAUUCGAGCAUACAGUGGGCUUGCUGGUUCCGUCCACUUGCGACAUCAAAUUGGUAUACCUUAUCGUUCCGAUUUUACACCAAUCAAUGAAUUGUCCAAACCUCCUGAGCAAUCUUGGAUUAGUGGCUUUCUCUCAUCCAUUAAUCGGUUUCCCACAUUACCUAACUUCUCGAAUCAAAUCCCGGUGCUCGCUCCAAAAGAGCUGAUCGGAACUGGUUGCAAUAGCGCUGUUUGGGCUGCCGACCUGGAAUCCUGUGAAGAUGGCGAUGGUGCAAACAACGAACUAGCAGUGAAAGUGCUCUACAAUUACUACGCCGCUUUUCAAGUGGAUUCAUUCCUUAACAAUGGUGUCCUUGGCAAGGAGGUUGACAAUACUGCUUACAUGCUAGACCAAUCAGUGAACUGGGUCCUUUUGCACCGACAGCUGGAACGCGAGUGUGGUCUCAGGCCACCUUUGGGUCACCCGAACAUUGUCCCCCUUGUCGGUCAUUUCGUCGCCCGAGCUCCUACUUCUCACGGAACGCCUGAAUCCCUUCACGUACUCCCUGAAACAUCUCCAGAUCACGAGAUUCGCGGACCCCACCAUGCGUAUGAUUUUUCAAUUUCCGGUGAUUGGAAAAGAGCUGAUGAAUUUGCCGAAGGAUUUGGUGGACGUCCUCUCACAUAUUAUCUACUGAUGCCGAGGUUUCAAUCAACUCUAGACGAACUUCUUAGUGGCGCAUGGCAUCCACCAAUCACGAAAGACAGCCGAAAAGAGGCCGAAGACAGGGAACUGUUCUCCACUGAUUCAUCUAAUGGGAGGGACGUCGCCGUUGAACCAGAGAAAAGUCCGAUUUCAUCUUCCGAUAGUUCCGAUCCUAUCGUUCUAUCAUCCUCACUCCAAAAUGUCGGCAAUGAAGCAUCAUCCAGGGACUCCCCGCCUUGUCAUCUAGAUCCGGACGAGGCGGUUGCCAUCCUCGCCCAACUAUUUGAUGCAGUAGCGGAGCUAGAACGCUUGGGGGUAUCUCACAGAGAUAUAAAGGGGAAUAAUAUUCUACUCCGUCUGCGAACUCCUCCACAAAUGACACAUUUCAGGAGUGCCAGUCGGAAUGUUACGCCUACCGCCUGUUUGGCUUGGUUAGACAACAAGGAGGCAUCUCUUUUAAAUACACGGUUUCAUGUCGCCAUCACUGACUUUGGAUGCGCUGUUCGGACUCGCGUUUGGAAUCCUGACGAUACAUGGUCCAGUUUCUUUCGAUUCCUUGACCAUAUGUUUGGUCCAGACCUAACGCAAUCCCGUAUGGAUGUUCUCACACAUAGUGGAAAUAGCCUUCUGCUUGCCCCCGAAAUCGCGUCGCGGCUGUGGUCUACCAACGCGGAAGCAUCACUUGAACUCUCAGGCACGGAUUACGCGAAGGCCGAUCUAUGGGCCCUCAGUGUUUUUGAUAGACAACUCUUAGAUGAACUCCAGCGGUACCCAAUCGAUGAGAUUAGCGAAUCUUUAAUGAACCGCCUUGUGCCCUUACUAAGCGAAUGUUGGGCAGCCGAUUGGCUGACAGGUGCGGCUCGGCCUCCCGACGGUCUACGUGUCUCCUUCUACAGACGUAUCACUCCUCGCCGAUGGGCUAAAUGCCUACUCAUCGUCUAUCACGCUGAAGCAGAGCGUGGGGAUUGUAUUGCGGAGCACAUUGUGUGGACGAUUAGCACUUCUUCUUCCAGUACCCCCGAUUUCUCACUGUUGACCCCUUAA
Molecule: messenger RNA, 1980 nt
Organism: Dicrocoelium dendriticum
Lineage: Eukaryota; Metazoa; Platyhelminthes; Trematoda; Plagiorchiida; Dicrocoeliidae
Source: the annotation of a GenBank genome assembly